Peronospora matthiolae is the source of this 1467-nucleotide messenger RNA. The record is from the annotation of a GenBank genome assembly. Lineage: Eukaryota; Oomycota; Peronosporomycetes; Peronosporales; Peronosporaceae.
AUGGACUUGAACUCGGCGUCGCAUCGAGAGCUGCAGCAGUUGCCCGGCGUGGGCUGCGUCACGGCACAGUUGAUCAUCAAGUCACGCCCGUUUACUUCGGUACAGGAUCUGCUGUCCGUGCAAGGCAUCGGCCCCGUCAAGUUCACAGCCAUUGUCUCUCAAAACCAAGUCUACGUGGACGAAAGCACUUUUAACACGACAAAUGCUACGUCGCGUGCUGCUCAAAUUGACCUGAACGCUGCGUCAAGCCGUCAGUUACAGCGGCUAAGAGGGGUUGGGCCUGUCUUGGCUCAACGGAUUAUUGAGGCGAGACCGUUCCACCGCAAGGAAGAUCUGUUGGCCGUGGAAGGCAUUGGCUCGAAAUCCUACCUCAAGAUGCAAGAGCAAGCUCACGUGCCGCUGGAUGGUGCAGUAUUUUUACAACGACGGAUAGACGGUGAAGAUGGGAAUGUUAAAGACUGCAGGUCGGAAGUGAAGGAGCAGCAAUUCUACUUUUGCCGGGAGAUUGAAAGAGAUGUGCGUGGAAACGUAUUCCCGACGCGAGGCCGUGAUAACGGUGACAACCGGGCGUUGAUUGUGGGUAGUUGGAACAUUCGCAACAUUUCUCGACGAAAAGAGACGUCCUUGCUGCAGCGUAUCGCUGACGUCUUGAGCGAGUUCGAUCUUGUCGCGCUGCAGGAGGUGCGGGACUUGAUUGUGCUCAAAAAGAUGAAGACGAUGCUGCCUGGGUGGAACUAUGUGGUUUCGAGUCCCGUAGGAGGCAAGGUAACGGGAGCCAAAGCAAGGAACGAGCGGUACGCUUUCUUUUUCCGACGUUGCAUGGUUCGACUUGUUGACAAAUGCUCGCUGAUUGAAGACAAAAGCGACGUGCUCACAAGGUUACCAUGUAUUGCCACUUUCCGAGCAACAAGGCAGUCGGGCGUAUCGGACCUAGAGCUUUCAUUGAUAAAUGUACAUGUCUUUUUUGGUGAGAAAGCACGUCGCCGCGAUGAAAUUGCGAAGAUCAAUCAGUUGGCGAAUGAGAUGAGCGUCUCCGCUUGCGGUGCAAGAAAAGUAGUGGUGCUGGGAGACUUUAACUUGUCGCUGCAGGACGUAUUGGGCAGGUCUGGCUCGGAUAAGAUGGCGUUGAUCCGCUCACCACUUUCUACAACGGUAUUCGGCAAAUUAUACGACAAUAUCUGGCUUGACCGCAGCGACUUUAGUGGCCCGCAGGUUUACGACGGCGAGCGAAGGUAUCGUGUGGCCAGCGGUGUAUUACGCGUAGACUGGCAAUACUAUCCUUUUUCAAAGGGCAGUCGACAUUGUGUUCAAGGCUCGAUGGAUACCAUGCCUCCCCAGUUAAAAACGUACAUGUCGCGGGUGCAGUGUGGCUACGAGCUUUCGGACCAUUGUCCUGUGUGGGUAGCGUUUGCUGCAAGUGCGUGCUAUGAUGCAGUUGAUGGAAAAGCGACGUCAGAGCCGAAAUAA